Molecule: messenger RNA, 1038 nt
Organism: Blepharisma stoltei
Lineage: Eukaryota; Ciliophora; Heterotrichea; Heterotrichida; Blepharismidae
Source: the annotation of a GenBank genome assembly
AUGGCAGCGCAUCAUUCUUUGGUUGGGCUUGGGUCUCCUUUAUUAGACAUUUCCGCUGAAGUUACAGCUGAGUAUAUGCAACGCUAUGGGGUUCUUCCAAACAACGCAAUUCUCGCUGAAGAAAAGCACAUGCCUAUGUACAAAGAGCUGGUCGACAACUAUAACUGUGACUUCAUAGCAGGAGGGGCAAGCCAAAACACUAUCAGAUCUUGCCAAUGGAUGUCUCAAACCCCAGGCCUUACCGCCUUUUUAGGCUGCAUUGGAAAUGACGAAAAUGGACAAAGACUAAGCCAGGCUGCAGCCAAAGACGGCGUCACCACUUAUUACAAAAUUGAUAAUGCCACCCCAACCGGCACCUGUGCAGUUCUGCUUCACGAAAAAGAAAGGUCUUUAAUCGCAAACCUCGGAGCAGCCAAUAACUUCGAUAUCGAUCACUUAAGGGCAAAUUGGAGUCUGCUCGAAAACGCCAGAAUUGCCUACACUGAAGGCUUUUUUGUAGUCCCAGCCACCCCAAGUUUAGUAGAAGUCUCAAGAUAUAUGGCCACAAAUGGGAAAAUUUUUGCUAUGAAUCUCUCAGCUAUGUUUGUCAUUGAAUUUUUCAAGGACCAAAUGAUGCAGCUUUUUGAAAACAGUGAAUACGUGUUUGGUAACGAAGUUGAGGCUGAAAAAUUUUCACAAGUCCAUGGGUUUGAUACAACAAAUUUUGAGACCAUUGCAUUAAGAAUGGCUGCACUGCCAAAAGUAUUUGAAAGAACAAGGACUGUAGUUAUUACUAGAGGAAAAGACCCAACUGUAGUUGCUGUUGGAGACCAAGUCUAUACCUUUGAAGUACCUAGGAUUGAAGAAGAAAAAAUCAUCGACACAAAUGGAGCUGGGGACUGUAAUUAAUAUUUAGCUUUUGUAGGAGGAUUUUUAAGCGAGCUGCUCAAAGGAAGUGAGCUUAGAAGAUGCGUCGCUGCCGGGAACUACUGUGCAGGAGAAGUAAUCCAGCAAUCAGGAUGUGUGUUCCCUCCAGUCCCUACGUUUAAUUAUAGUUAG